UCCUUGUUACAGGGAACACUGCUGCCCCCCCCCCCAAUAUAGGCUCAGUCACAGUCUGUGCUCCUCUUCUGGAAUAGUCUCCUAAUAAUCUAACUGCCCAGUCCUGUGUGUGUAUUUGGAAGUUAGUCUCACCUGAGUUCAAGGGGCUUACUUCCAGGGAAGGGGUUAAUAAACUUAUAGCUAAUUCAAAAAAUGGCUGUUCUGGCCUCAGCCAACACUGGGAAUAUUGUGCUGUCUGCAGACCAGAGGCAAGCAAGGGAUCAUGUGUGCACACACAAAAUAAAUCUCAGAGUGGAGAAAAAACCUUUUUCUGAAGUUGCAGUAGUCUUAUAAGAGAUCUAUCCCAAUUGACAGAGGGGAAGAGAAUAAUACAAAACAUAAACCCUAUUCAGCCAUUGCAUUGUACAAGUGUACAGAUGUCUGAACACUUAUACACGUGUUUGUGUAAAUUACUGUACCUGUGUUCAUUUUUAAAGUGUUCUCGGGUACCCCCUCAAAUGCAUGGCAUAGGUAGGAAGUAUACUGUUGUACUUGCGUUCAACAAAAUGUGUGAAUCACUGUACUUCUGGACAGAUUUUUACCUGUGUACAUUCGUACACCCAUUGUAGUGUUGAACAUAAUGUGUGAAUAGAGUUAUACAGUUUGCUCUGGUUGCCUUGCGUCCCCUACUUGGGAAACACUUCCUAGGCCGUGGUCACCUCUAGGAACUCAUAGUCCUGGGUUAGACAGACCAGUCUAAUUCAGUAUAAGGCAUCUUUCCAAAUCCAUAGGCAGUGAACCCUCCAUGACGGCAAGCGAAUGAAGAAGGGAAUUGUGUGAAGAGGCUCUUAACUGGGAAGGAAGAAGUAGGGUUGCCAUAUUCCGGCUUUCCAAAUCUGGGUGCCUAAUUUGCAUAUUGUGUAAAUUGACUUGAAAACAAUUUUUGAGCAGAAUAGUGACUGCACGUUUUGCUCCAUAACUCUGCUUCUACAAGGGCUAGAGCUGGGCUUUAAAGAAAGAAGAAAAGAAAAACAGAAAGCUGGAAUCUAGCUGUGCUAAGUAGUCUGGGGGAGAUGCUUAAAAUCCAGGAAACCCAAAAUUCCAGGGGGCAUGGCAACUCUAGGAAGAGGGAGUGCAUUGUCUUUUAGUCCAUUGCAUGAAUCUGAUAGCAAACCAGGCAUCUCAAACUGCAACUCUCCAGCUAAUGUUGGUUUGCAACUCCCAUCAUUCCCUGUCACAGUGGCCAGUAUUCCCAGAUGAUGUUCACUACAACUCCCAGCAUCCCUAGCUGCAGUGGCCUUUGGCUGGGGAUUAUGGGGUUUGUAGUCAACAACAGCUGGGAAUCCCUGUUAGAGGAAACACUGGUCAGGAGUGACGGGAGUUGUAAGCCCAGUUUGACAUCCCUGUACUGAACUGUAUGGGCUUUUCAAUCAUACAGAAGUCUUUCUCCAGCUUUUCAGUUUUGAAUGAGAGAGAGGGGGAAACGUGUCUGAGUGAGGGCGUAGUAUAAUUGUUAGACUGUUUUUCUCCCUGUUACUUGGGAUUUGUUUUCUUUCUGUUUUUCAGGGGAAAGCAGAGUUUUGCUUUUUGAGUUUUGCAUGUGAUUCAUAUGCUUGUCUUUUAAAAAUAAGAACUUCUGAAGUGAAGGACAAAGACUUCUUGACCAUGUGAGAGAGACUAACUGUUAGCCCAAGGAGGUCUUUGGGCUGUGUUGGGAACUCUGUUUGAGCAGAGAGAGAAGAUGGAUUUUCAAAGGCCAGCCAAUAAUGAAUCAAGCGAGGGAGAAGAAAGAGGCCCUCAAGCCAUCCAGCCUGGGACUGACUAUGAAUUCUGGGAAAGUACCAUGCAGAAGAUCCUGGGAGGAGACACCACCAGCUCAGAUGACCAGCAUGGGAGAUUCAGGCAGUUCUGUUACCAGGAGGCCAAGGGCCCCCGAGAUGUUUGCAGCCAGCUCAGUCAUCUUUGCAAUAAGUGGCUGAAACCAGAGAGACACACGAAAGUUCAGAUGCUGGACCUGGUGAUCCUGGAGCAGUUCCUGACUGUCCUGCCCCCGGAGAUGGAGAGCUGGGUGAGAGAAUGCGGAGCGGAGACCAGUUCGCAGGCGGUGGCCCUGGCAGAAGGUUUCCUCCUGAGCCAGGCAGAGGAGAAGAAGCAGGAAGAGCAGCAGCACAGAGGAUGCUAGCCAAAGAGAUCACUGACCUCUCGCAGGCGGAGAAGGCUCCAUCAUGCGCCAGGCCGAAGCUGCUGUUCAGAGGGAUCAUGCAGAAGGGUAAUGGCGGUAGCACCUUGCUGGGCAGUGAAAGGAUGCUGGCGAUGCCUCCUAGAGCUUCUCCUCUUGGUGAUGGAGUGGAAACGGUUGCUGUGCAACUACCAGAUCAGGGAGGUGUGACCUCUGAGGAGGUGGCAGUGUGCUUUUCGGAGGAGGAGUGGGCUCUGCUGGACCCAGGCCAAAGGGCUCUGCACAGAGAAGUCAUGGAGGAGAUUUCUGGGCAUCUGGCCACAGUGGCCUUGCUGGGUAAUUGGAGGGAGAACAAGAAAGAGGGUGAAGCACUAAGAAGGAAAAUAGAAGGAAAUCAGGAGGAAACCUUUCCUUCUGAUGGGGCAGAAUUCCAUGCAAUUCCAGCUGAAGAAGGAUGUCAAAAAGGAGACAAAAGGUGUCAGAUCCCUCUACGAGUAAAUUUUUUUACCAGGAAAUCACAUCUCAGUACACGACACAGAGUCGGCACAGGAGCUAAACCACAUACAUGUUCAGUGUGUGGAAAAAGCUUCAGCCACAAGCAUAAUCUCACUACUCAUAAAAGAAUCCACACGGGAGAGAAGCCAUAUAGCUGCUCAGAGUGUGGGAAAAGCUUCAGUCGCAGCGAUUGCCUUAGUUCCCAUCAAAGAAUGCACAAAGGAGUGAAACCAUUUCAAUGUUUGGAGUGUGGAAAGAGCUUCAGUAGAAAGCUAACCCUUACUUCACACCAAAGACUCCAUACAGGAGAGAAACCAUAUACUUGUUCAGUGUGUGGGAAAAGCUUCAUACACAAGCCUACUCUUACUAUCCAUCAGAGAGUCCACACGGGAGAGAAGCCAUAUAGAUGCUCAGAGUGUGGAAAGAGCUUCAGCCGCAGUGAUUACCUUCAUUCCCAUAGAAGAAUACACAUAGUGAAACCAUAUCUGUGUUUGGAGUGUGGAAAGAGCUUCAGUGAGAAGUUAAAAUUUACUUCCCAUCAAAGAGUCCACACAGGAGGGAAACUACACAUGUGCUCACUGUGUGGAAAGAGCUUUCGUCAGAAAAAUAAACUUACUGUCCACCAAAGAGUCCACACAGGAGAGAAGCCUUAUAGCUGCACAGAGUGUGGGAAGAGCUUCAGUCGCAGUGAUCACCUUAUUUCCCAUCAAAAAAUCCAAAACAGAAAGAAACCAUAUAAAUGCUCAGAGUGCGGAAAGAUCUUUUGUGCGAAGAUAAACCUUACUUUCCAUCGAAGAGUUCAUACAGGAGAGAAACCACAUGAAUGCUCAGUGUGUGGAAAGAGCUUCAGUGAGAAGAGAGACCUUGCUACCCAUCACAGAGUCCACACAGGAGAGAAACCAUAUGGAUGCUUGGAGUGUGGAAAGAGCUUCAGUCAGAAAGGAAAUCUUACUUUGCAUCAUAGAACCCACACCGGAGAGAAACGAUUUAAAUGCUUGGAGUGUGGAAAGGGUUUCAGCCGCAAUGCUAGCCUUACUUGUCACCAACGAACCCACACAGGAGAGAAACCAUAUAAAUGCUUAGAGUGCGGAAAGAGCUUCAGUGAGAAUGGAAAGCUUACUGUGCAUCAGAGAACCCACACAGGAGAGAAACCACAUCAAUGCUCAGAGUGUGGAAAGAACUUCAGUGAGAAAAGAAAGCUUACUAUCCAUCAAAGAGUCCACACAGGAGAAAAACCAUAUAAGUGCUCAGAGUGUGGAAAGAUCUGUGUGAAGAUAAAUCUUACUUUCCAUCAAAAAAUUCAUACAGGAGAGAAAUCACAUAAAUGCUCAGAUUGUGGCAAGAACUUCAAUGAGAAGAGAGACUUUACUAUGCAUCAAAGAGUCCACACAGGAGAGAAACCAUAUGGAUGCUUGGGGUGUGGAAAGAUCUUCAGUCAGAAAGGAAAUCUUACUUUGCAUCAUAGAACCCACACCAGAGAGAAACGAUUCAAAUGCUUGAAGUGUGGAAAGAGUUUCAGCCGCAAUGGCAGCCUUACUUGUCACGAACGAACCCACACAGGAGAAAAGCCAUAUAAAUGUUUAGAGUGCGGAAAGAGCUUCAGCGAGAAUGGAAAACUUACUACACAUCAAAGAGUCCAUACAGGAGAGAAACCAUAUAGAUGCUUAGAGUGCGGAAAGAGCUUUAGUGAGAAGAGAAGGCUUACUACGCAUCAAAGAAUCCACACAGGAGAGAAGCCAUAUGGAUGCUUGGAGUGUGGAAAAAGCUUCAGGCAGAAAGGAAAUCUUACUUUGCAUCAUAGAACCCACACUGGAGAGAAACGAUUUAAAUGCUUGGAGUGUGGAAAGAGCUUUAGCCGUAAUGGUAACCUUACUUGUCACCAACGAACCCACACAGGAGAGAAACCAUAUAAAUGCUUAGUGUGCGGAAAGAGCUUCACUCGCAACACUAGUCUGAUUUCCCAUCGAAGAAUCCAUAAAGCAGUGGAAGCCUUAUGAAUGGCUGGAGUGUAGAAAGAUAUUCACACUGAGCUCAAGUUGUCAUUGUCAUCACAGAAGCCACACAAGACUGAAGCUGUUUAGAGCAGCUACAGGCCCUGCAGGGUGUGGUCUUUCUACCUGAGGGUGCUUGUUCCAUCUGGUCCUCAGAGCUCUGCAGGAGGAAAGAGAGAGUGAGCUGAGAAACAUCAGGUGCUGCAAGGGAUAGAGAGGAAAAACUAGAGGGGUCUGGCUUGUUCCUGUAUCGCCCAGAGACUUACCAACUUCCUGCUUGGGUGGGGACUUCCUGGGAAAGGGUCUGAUAAGUCUGAGCCUGCCCUGUAGGUGGGUUGUCCAUUUGGGGUGCCGUGAGAGUUUUGUGCUGUUCCUGUGUGGGUCUUUGGGGUGAUCUCCAGUGAGAGAUUGACUUUAGGAUUGGGCCAGUCAUAUAGAGCCAGCGUGGUGUAGUGGUUAGAGUGCUGGACUAGGACCGGGGAGACCCAAGUUCAAAUCCCCAUUCAGCCAUGAGAUUUGCUGGGUGACUCUGGGCUACUCACUUCCCUCUCAGCCUAACCUACUUCACAGGGUUGUUGUGACAAGAAACUUAAGUAUGUAGUACACCGCUCUGGGCUCCUUGGAGGAAGAGUGGGGUAUAAAUGUAAAUAAAUAAAAAUAAAAUAAAUAGAGUUGA
Hemicordylus capensis (graceful crag lizard) is the source of this 5320-nucleotide messenger RNA. RefSeq names its product zinc finger protein 585A-like. Gene Ontology annotation, molecular function: DNA-binding transcription factor activity, RNA polymerase II-specific; RNA polymerase II cis-regulatory region sequence-specific DNA binding. NCBI's taxonomy places the organism in Eukaryota, Metazoa, Chordata, Lepidosauria, Squamata, Cordylidae. Gene Ontology annotation, biological process: regulation of transcription by RNA polymerase II. The transcript is spliced from 5 exons. Bases 2056 to 4650 code for a protein of 864 amino acids. The record is from RefSeq and is a predicted model, not a curated record.